ACAAGAAAUCGAUUAAAGUACACUUUAAUUGUAUUCAAUAGUUAAUUAAACCCUUCUACUGUCCGUAAUAGCCUUACCCAACUUUUUUGUUUUAUUUAAUCAUCCCAAGAAUUACAAACACGAUGAUUUUUUAAGCUUGCCCUAAGGACAUAGUUUGUUAAAUUCCUUGUCAGUAUAGCAAAAGAUCUAUAAGGAAGGAAUAGUUGAGUUAUUUUAUCUUGUUACUUGUUAAAAGUUCUGAUUAAACUAGAAAUGGUUGUACCAGGUGAAAUCAUGCCGUUGAAAUACUAUAAGAAUUUUAAUGUCCAAACUGAGCCCAACAUCAAAGGGGAACCUGCCGGGUUCAAUAUCAGCGAUUACAUCAAUGAUAUCCCUUUGCUUGUUGAUGAUGUAACUGACGAUGACGACGAGUUGGAAAGUAAAAGGAGUUCCAGACUUGAUUCGGUCGAUCACUAUAGCAUCAAGAAUGUCGAAUCCAGCCCCAAUACCAGUAGCUUAUCUACUGAGUCUUCUUCCGGUUCCAGUGGGAAUGCCAGGAAGAUAAGACCCAAGAGGUCAAGGGCCAAAGGGUUUACUGCUGCGACAUUGGCUCCCGAAGAUUUCAAACAAGAGCGAAACCAGUUGAUGAUGGUGAUUGUCAAGUAUAUUUCGAUCAAAAUUACCAAUUUAUUCCCUCCUUCUUCUUCCGAGUCCAAGAUCUCGUUGGAGAAGUUUUUGAUCAUUAUGGUCAACCGCCUCAAGUUGUCGUUGCCCAAUUUUUUGAAGUCAAUUAUCUACCUUUUCAGAUAUAUGGACAUCAUUUACCUUUUGAGGUACUUGAACCAAUCCAAUAACUUUGCGAACUUCAACGAGAUGGACUUCCCGUUGAAGAAAUUACUUAUUGGCUGUUUCAAGUUGACGUUACUUAGAGAAAGAAUUCACAAGAACUGGCACAAGUUGACCGGCUUGUCGGAUAAUGAGGUUAACAUUGUUAUUCAGACCAUCUUGAAGAGAUUGAAUAACAAGGUGGUGAUCAAAAAUGGAGAACUUGGCAAGUUGAAGCUGGAAAUAUUCAGAUAUGUCAAGAUAGUUUCCAAGGAGGUGUAGUCUUAUUAGUGAAGAUAUUGUAUAGUUAAAAGUGUAUCAUAGAAUAUAAGUGAAUGUUUU
Yamadazyma tenuis ATCC 10573 is the source of this 1146-nucleotide messenger RNA. RefSeq lists its product as uncharacterized. Lineage: Eukaryota; Fungi; Ascomycota; Pichiomycetes; Serinales; Debaryomycetaceae. The record is from RefSeq and is a predicted model, not a curated record.